Messenger RNA from Solea senegalensis (Senegalese sole), 1347 nucleotides. RefSeq names its product betaine--homocysteine S-methyltransferase 1-like. NCBI's taxonomy places the organism in Eukaryota, Metazoa, Chordata, Actinopteri, Pleuronectiformes, Soleidae. The record is from RefSeq and is a predicted model, not a curated record. Gene Ontology annotation, molecular function: zinc ion binding; betaine-homocysteine S-methyltransferase activity. The coding region runs from base 76 to 1188 and encodes 370 amino acids. The transcript has 8 exons.
UGAGCCUAGAAAUCGUCCGCUGUCAUACACAAUAUACUCUGUGUUACAGCGAAUCUCACAGUCCAGUCGUCACAGAUGGAGAACAAGAAGAGUAAGGGUAUCUUGGAGCGGCUCAAUGCUGGGGAGGUGGUCGUAGGCGAUGGAGGUUAUGUGAUGCAGCUGGAGCGGCGUGGCUACGUGAAGGCCGGACACUGGACACCUGAGUCUGCCGUUGAACACCCUGAAGCAGUGCGGCAGCUGCACAGGGAGUUUCUGAGAGCAGGAGCUGAUGUCAUUCAGACGUUCACCUUCUACUGCAGUGAGGAUAAACUGGACAUCAGCGGCAAUGUUCCAAACAUCACUGGAGCUCAGAUCAAUGAGGCGGCCUGUGACCUGGCCAGAGAAGUCGCCAAUGAAGGUGAUGCACUGGUCGCUGGCUGUGUGUCCAAGACUCCCUGUUAUGCGACGAGUCGCAGUGAGACUGACGUCAAGGCCAUCUUUAAGAAGCAAAUGGAUGACUUCCUCAAAAAGGACAUUGAUUUCUUGAUUGUAGAGUUUGUUGAUCAUGUGGAGGAGGCUGUGUGGGCAGUGGAGGUGCUGAAGACCAGCGGAAAACCAGUAGGUGCAACACUGUGCAUCUCCCCUCACGGAGACAUGGAGGGAGUCCCACCUGGAGAGUGCGCUGUCAGACUGGUCAGAGCUGGAGCUGACAUUGUUGGGAUAAACUGCCACCUGGAUCCGAUGACUUGUGUUCGUACGGUGAAGCUGAUGAAAGAGGGAUUAGAGAAAGCUGGUCUCAAAGCCCAUCUCAUGAUCCAACCGCUGGGCUUCCACACACCUGAAUGCAACUUAGGUGGAUACAUUAGCCUACCGGAGUACCCCUUUGCGAUGGAGUCCAGAGCAAUGACCCGCUGGGACGUUCAUAAAUAUGUCAGAGAGGCGUACAAUGCAGGAAUUCGCUACAUCGGUGGCUGCUGUGGCUUUGAGCCUUACCACAUUAGAGCUAUAGCAGAGGAGCUGGCAGCAGAGAGAGGGUUUCUUCCUGCAGCCUCAGAGAAACAUGGACCGUGGGGAGCUGCUCUGGAGAUGCACACCAAACCGUGGGUCAGAGCCAGGGCUCGCAGAGAAUACUGGGAAAACCUUUUGCCCGCGUCUGGACGUCCCACUUGCCCGUCCAUGGCCGCACCAGCCGACAAUUAUGGGAAGUAGCUUAUAUCCAAAUUAUUGACAUCAUAACUGUAUAAGACACAGUUUGUUGUCAUCUAAAUGGUUUUGGAUCAGAGUAUCCAGCUUUUUUAAACAAAUAAUGACCUGUUUACCACGUCUUUGUUUACACAAUAAUUUAAGCAAUAAAUGAUUUGUUUUCAA